AGGAAAGAAGGAAGGAAACUACAAAGGGAAAAAUCUCGUAUUCAAGUAUGGCUUUAUGAGCAAGUAAAUAUGUUGAUAGAGGGAUUAGAUGAUGCAGAAGAGAUUCAUUAAACAAAGUCAAAAAAGCAGCUGGGUCAGAUCAUGUUAAAAGGAAAUAAUAUUACUCUGUUGCAAAAUGUGUUCAACUAGAAAUGAUGGAUACUGAGGAAUAGUUGAGAAAACAGUGCAUUUACUUCUUUGUUUUGUUUUGUUGUGGUUUUUAAAAUUUUUUAUAUUUAUUUAUUUGCUCUUGUUUUUUAUUGUUGUAGUUAUUACUGUUAUUGAUGUCGUCAUUGUCAGAUAGGACAGAGAGAAAUGGAAAAAGGAAGGGAAGACAGAGAGUGUGGAAGAGAAAGAUAGACAUCUGCAUACCUGCUUCAUCGAAGCGACUCCCCUGCAGGUGGAGAGGCUGAGGCGUGAACAGGAAUCCUUAUGUCGGUCCUUACACUUCAUGCCAUGUGCGCUUUGUGCCACGUGUGUUUCACCUGCUGUGCUACCAUCUGACUCCCGUAUUGUUGUUUUUUUAGGACAUAUGUUUCUAAAACAUUUGCUCAUAUUGUUUUGAUUACUCUAUUAUUAACCAGAUGACAAUAAAUGCUGUGGGGCUGCUUUUAUUUAAAAAAAGAAGAAGAAAAGAAAACUACAGGGCACUUCUGGAGAUGGGGCUAGAGUAGCAGCAGCUGUGUUUCUCUUCUCUCCUCUCCCGGGUCAACUAGGCAUACCAAAGAAGACCACCUGGGACUGCAACAAGACAGGACUAGAACGACUUCAGAAACCCAACAAAUCACCAGUGAGUGCAAACACAUGUGGCUUGUGGACAGAGGGGAGCCUAGGGAGA
This is a messenger RNA of Erinaceus europaeus (western European hedgehog), 877 nucleotides long. RefSeq names its product small nuclear ribonucleoprotein E-like. Lineage: Eukaryota; Metazoa; Chordata; Mammalia; Eulipotyphla; Erinaceidae. Gene Ontology annotation, cellular component: U4 snRNP; U2 snRNP; precatalytic spliceosome. Gene Ontology annotation, biological process: mRNA splicing, via spliceosome; spliceosomal snRNP assembly. The record is from RefSeq and is a predicted model, not a curated record.